Molecule: messenger RNA, 1786 nt
Organism: Crotalus tigris (Tiger rattlesnake)
Lineage: Eukaryota; Metazoa; Chordata; Lepidosauria; Squamata; Viperidae
Product: anoctamin-5-like
Exons: 15
Biological process (GO): chloride transmembrane transport
Cellular component (GO): plasma membrane
Molecular function (GO): chloride channel activity; protein dimerization activity
Source: RefSeq, a predicted model, not a curated record
GAAAGUAAUGGACCUUUGUUUGAAACUACAUCAAAUACAGAAUCAGAAUUUCCUAGCAAUUCUGAGGGCCUAAGUACCACUGAGACCACAGUGCUCAUCUCUGACCUUCAAGGGAAGUCUGGAAGGAGAUUCAAUCUGUUCCUGAAACGACGUCUCAGGAUUGAUAAGAGACAUCAAAGCAAGGAUUCUGUUUUCUUCAGAGAUGGUAAACGGAGAAUAGACUUUGUACUUACUUAUGUGGAUGACCCAAAAAUUGAUGGAGAAAAAAAAUUGGAUCGAAGGCGAAUGUUUGAGAACAAUCUAGUAAAGAAAGGUCUGGAACUAGAAACCGAAGACAAGAAGGAAUCUGAAAAUGGCAAAACGUAUUUUGUGAAGAUUCACGCCCCGUGGGAAAUUCUGAUCACUUAUGCAGAAGUGCUAAACAUCAAAAUGCCCAUCAAGGAGAAUGAUAUUCCCUGUAUGGUGGAAAACCCAUUGGACUGCAUAUUCUGGCCAUUUAGACUACCUGAGAUUGUGAUGCACCCUGAACCGGACUACUUUACAGCACCAUUUAGCAAAGAAAGACAGGAAUUGUACCUCAUUGAUGAUGAGAAUAUGUUUUUUUCGCCAUCUGUCAGAAACAGAAUAGUUUUUUAUAUUUUAACAAGGUGCCCAUAUGGAACAGAAGAAGGGAAGAAGAAGUUUGGAAUCAAAAGACUUCUAAAUAAUGGCACCUACUCUUCUGCUUACCCUCUUCAUGAUUGUCAGUACUGGAAGAAGUCAAAUGAUCCAAAGUGUGAAAAUGAAAGAUAUACCUUACAUAGGGAAUGGGCCCGGUUUCCUAGAUUUUACAAGGAACAGCCCUUGGAUCUUAUCAGGAAAUAUUACGGAGAGAAGAUUGGAAUCUAUUUUGCCUGGCUGGGUUUUUAUACUGAGAUGCUGUUCUUUGCAGCUGUUGUUGGCUUCAUUUGUUUUCUGUAUGGUUUGUUCACAAUGAAUGAAAAUAUGAGCAGCAAAGAAAUAUGUCAUCCCGGUAUUGGUGGUGAAAUUAUCAUGUGUCCAUUAUGUGAUCGAAAAUGCGAUUACUGGAGAUUGAAUUCUACUUGUGAGUCUUCACAGUAUUCCCAUUUGUUUGACAAUGUGGCAACCCUCUUUUUUGCAAUAUUUAUGGGCAUCUGGGUUACACUUUUCUUGGAAUUUUGGAAGCGAAGACAAGCUCGACUUGAAUAUGAGUGGGAUUUGGUUGAUUUUGAGGAAGAACAGCAACAACUCCAACUUAGACCAGAGUAUGAAGCAAAAUGUACUCAAAAGAGGAAGAAUCCAGUAACUCAGGAGUUAGAACUGUUUAAGAGGAAGAGCAUUCAUGACUAUGGAAAACUGAGCUUGUUGUACUGUGGAAUAUUUUUUUGGAUCUCUUUAAUCAUAGCAAGCAUGAUAGCUGUGAUAGUUUACCGCCUUGCAGUCUAUGCUGCUUUUGCCAGCAUUAUGGAGAACACAGAAACGCUGCAACCCAUUCGAGGUUUGUUGACACCACAACUGGCAACGUCAGUCACAGCAUCAUUCCUCAAUUUUAUCAUCAUUAUGAUACUGAAUUUCCUAUAUGAGAGGAUAGCCAUCUGGAUCACAGAUAUGGAAAUACCAAGAACCCACUAUGAAUAUGAAAACAGACUUACUAUGAAGAUGUUCCUCUUUCAGUUUGUCAACUACUACUCUUCAUGCUUCUAUGUAGCUUUUUUCAAAGGGAAAUUUGUAGGAUACCCUGGUUCUUAUACAUACAUGUUCAGUCGCUGGAGAAAUGAAGAGGUAU